This is a messenger RNA of Mytilus californianus (California mussel), 3728 nucleotides long. RefSeq lists its product as uncharacterized. Gene Ontology annotation, molecular function: protein binding. Gene Ontology annotation, biological process: regulation of apoptotic process. The record is from RefSeq and is a predicted model, not a curated record. The coding region runs from base 456 to 3512 and encodes 1018 amino acids. The transcript is spliced from 7 exons. Lineage: Eukaryota; Metazoa; Mollusca; Bivalvia; Mytilida; Mytilidae.
GACGAAAAGGAGGCCUUUCAAAGAUUUUCAAACAACUUUGUGAGACUUUCUCUACUACUGAAUGAUUUAUUUAUUAAACAAUUAACCAUAAUCAGUUUUAAAAUGACUUUAAUGUCACCAUUUUCACGUAACUGUAAGAAAGACAUGCAUUGUUUAAGUGCUGCACCCAAACAAUGAAACAUUCAGGAAAUUGAUCAUAUGAUGAUAAGUACUUAAAAAACCGGAACGUAAUACUGGAAAUUCAUUUUGAUAUGUAUAAGUUGAACUGUGUUUAACCCCAGCAUAUAUAUAUGUAAGAUUUGUACUGACCGGAGGUAUUUAUACACUUGAUUUUGAAUAUAUAUAUAUAUGUCAUUGAAAACGAACGUUAAAUAUAUUAUAAAAUCAACUUACUAAAUGGGAUAUCCCAGCUAAGAGAUCAAUAAAAACCUGAAGAAAAGCCCUCGAAACAACCCAUGGAUAUGGCCUCAUCAGAUAUGAAGCCAGACACCAGUGAUAUUUCUCUUCGCACAUCAACAGAAACAAAUAAUGAUGUUCUUCAACAUGGAUCGAUAGAAUUAAAUGGUGUUGCUGUCCAAACAGAAGUCCAUAAAGAUAAAGAUAAAGUGUCAAAAAGCAACAAAUCGACAGAAAUACAGUCUUUGUCUAGUUCAAACAUAGGUCAACCCCAACAAGGACUUCCUCUUCAUCUUGAUAAAGUAGCUCAUAUAACAGUACUGGACAAACAUGUUUUGGAUAACCUUAUUUCUAAAUGUAUUAUAAUGAUAGAGGACAGAGAAGAAAUAAUAAAGCCGACAACACAGUUUGAACGUAAUAAAGUUCUUUUGGAAAUCCUAACGGAACGUCCAUAUGAUAAUUUCCAGCCAUGUAAAGAUACCUUGAUACAAUUGGACCAGUGUAAUUCUGAUGUCCAAGAACUAUUUAAUAGAAUGAAAAUUAGAGUGAAGAGUGAAGAACCUUCCAGUCUUUCACAGACUGAAAUUAUUGUUAACACAAAUACAAUAAAAUUACAGAAAAACUACAACGUGUUGGUACACGAUAUGGAUUGUACAACAGAUGUAGUUGACCAUCUUCUACAAUCAGAAGUCCUAGAACCUGAAGACCGAGAGGAAAUAUGUACUCUUAACCUUACAAAACAAGAGAGUAAUAGACGUCUAUUGGCUAAAUUAGUGUGCAAAGAUGAAAACGUAUACAAUAUGUUUCUGGGAGCUCUACGAUAUGCAUCUUAUGAACAGAUUGUAGAUGACCUUGAAAAUACUGAGGUGACAACGCAUGAUAAGGAGUUAUGUCAAAUAGGAAUGGUGAAAUUUAGAGAAAGGCAGAGGAUGAAAGAACAAGGACAAGACAUGAUAUCACAAGUAAAUAAGAACUUAAAAAAGAUACAAAGUGAACUACACGAAGUUAUUCCUGGAAAUAUUCGAGCCCAAAUGAGACUACAGAUUGAGGACUGGGUCCUCAAAGACAGAUCAUUUGUAUUUACACGAGCCAGUGAACAUGUCAGAAACUGCGUACUUGACAACAAUUGCGUGACCAUAACAGGCAGUGCCGGUGUAGGGAAAACAUUUAUUUCCAGACAUGUUGCGCUGAUUUUACAGAAAGAUAGGUACAUAAUAAUACCAGUGACAGAGUCAACAGACAUUAGAAAUUACUAUCAACCUGGUUUGAAGACGGUUUUUGUUGUAGAUGAUAUAUGUGGAAAAUUCACUGCUAGCCAACAGCAAAUUGAAAAGUGGCAACAGUUGUUACCUGUGAUUAAAACAAUAUUAGAAGAUAAAUGUUGCAAGAUCAUUGUAACCUGUAGAUUACAAGUCUAUAAGGACAGACAGUUUGGAGUAUUAUCUCGACCUUUCAAGUCUUGUGAAUGUAAUUUGACAUCCGAUGAAUUGCGUCUAACAGGAUCAGAAAAAACGAAGAUGGCAGAAUCAUAUUUUGGUAAAUAUGCGGAUGAAUUGGAUUUAACUGAAGUGUCAGAACAAUCUUUCCCACUCCUCUGUUCUCUAUGUCGUCGAAAACCGGAUAUGGACGUGCAAAUGUUUUUCAAACGCCCGUUUGAAAUGUAUAAAAACGAACUAGAUAAAUUAUACUGUUCUGGAAAUCAAGGGUUGAUGGAAAUUUGUUCCUUAGUAAUGAUAGUCCUCUAUAAUAACAAACUGGAUGGAGAAAUUUUUACAGGAGAGAUUGCUGACGAACAAAGAAAACUCCUAGAUGACACUUUUGAAGCUUGUGAACUGAAUAGAGGAACAUCUAGGAUGAAGCUGAAAGUUGCUGCUGACACUUUAGUUGGUACAUAUAUUUCUAAAGAGAUUAAUGUUUAUAGCAGUUUGCAUGACAGAUUAUUCGACUUCUUUGCGCACUAUUUUGGUAUGAAAAUGAUACAUUUAGUCAUAAAGCAUGGAGACAGUAGUUUCUUACGUGAACGUGUCGUGUGGAAGGUAACUAAAGAGGAUCACGAAAAUGAUGUCGAAUUUACAAUAAGACUUCCUGAUAAAAACCUCAAAUCUUAUUUAAAAAGACUGAUUUCAGAUUGGUCAGACGGGAAAGUCACAAAUGUGUUCUACAAUGAUAGCAUGAGAAUUCCUGAAUUUAGGCAACAUCUAUUGCAUAAUCUUGCACAAAUGAAUCAGUCUCAACGAAACGAUCUUGCCAAUAAGAAGGAUAACGAAAGAGAGGACUUUGCAGCAGGCAAUACUCCUUUUAUAAAGGCAUGUCGUGAGGGUUAUGCUGAUAUAGUGGAGUGGUUGUUAUCUAACAAUGGUAAUGUCAAUGUAAGUAGAGCCAAUGGUGUAACUCCACUUUACAUGGCAGCGCAAAAUGGUCGCACAGACAUCGUGAGAAUGUUAUUGAAAAAUAAUGCAAACGUCAAUUUGAGUAACAAUGCCGGUGGAACUCCUCUUAGAAUGGCCUCUCAGAAAAAUCAUAUUGAUGUUGUCCGUUUAUUGAUUGAACAUAACGCGGACAUAAAUGCACAGAUGUAUGAUGGCGACAAUCCACUUUUGACAGCCACCCGGAAUGGUUUUGCAGACAUUGUAGAGUUGUUAUUAGCUAAAAGAGCUGACUGUAAUAAAUGUCUACAAAGCAAACAGUUGAUUGUAGAUUCUAUAGCUAAGCAUCCGCCAAAGAAAAUUAAAAGUGUACAACAAAGUUGGCUCAAUGUUGCAAAUAAAUACGGUACAUUAGUUACUAUAGAGUUCGUUAAAAACGCAGUACCAGAACAUGUUUUUGGUAUGUUCGCUGGUUCAUACCCACUACAUCUUGCUAGUUUCAUGGGACAUAAAAAUGUAGUCAAAGUCCUCCUGGACUAUAAUCUAAAUGUGAACGUAACAAAAGUUGAUGGAACGACACCAUUAUUCUCUGCAUGUGAAGUCGGACAUGAGGAUAUCGUUUGUUUAUUGUUAGAGAGAAGUGCUAAUAUAGACAUGCAACGGACUGAUGGAAAAUCUCCGUUGGACAUUGCAUCGGACAAUGGUCAUAAAUCUAUAGUGAUGAUAUUGGAGGAACAUUCAAAGAAAUGACAAUAGCUUUUAUUUUACUUUAAUGACUUGAUUGAAGCAAAGAAGAGGGCCACGAUGGCCUUAAUUUGGACCUUAUAAUCGACUAUUGUAAUAUCAUAUGUAAAUACCCAUAACAAUCUUCAAUAUGAAAUUUAGGCAAAUUUUACCCUUUUUCUGUCUACUGUUCGUUUAAACGAUGUAAACAGCUUCAAAAGUAAAGCAUGUCAGUAACUGCUA